Messenger RNA from Serpula lacrymans var. lacrymans S7.9, 816 nucleotides. RefSeq lists its product as uncharacterized. The record is from RefSeq and is a predicted model, not a curated record. The transcript has 6 exons. Lineage: Eukaryota; Fungi; Basidiomycota; Agaricomycetes; Boletales; Serpulaceae. The annotation marks the transcript as partial.
AGGGAUGUUUUUCAUGCUCACUGUCCAAGCUGCUAACGCACUUCUUCAAAAACCACGAUAUGGAUGCAAAAUUGCAGACCACCGUGCCGUCCUGUUGGGCUACAUAUUCAUUACGUUCGCUCUGGGAACCAUCGGCUUUGCAGGAAACGUCAAGUACACCGAGAUGGUAUGGAUUGAUCUACGUGAUUCUCCUGGGGGCCCUGCUGCACUGAUAGAAAAUGAAUUGGAUUACUGGAUAAAUCUAAUGGCGCUAGCUUGCUAUUACAUCAUGGAAUGGUUUAUGGAAGCCUUGUUGCUGCACCGUUGCUUCAUUAUUUGGAACUGGGAGAAAUACAUCAUUAUUCCAAUGACCACCCUCUUUCUAGCCAUGGUCGCUAUGUCCAUUCUUGUCCUCGCAGAGUCAAGUGGGGCUGUAUUUUACAACAUCAACACCCAAAUUGCGUAUCUUUGCAUAGAGGUCGGCAUAACUGUCAUAUACACCAUUCUUGUCACGUCGCGUCUGCUCUCCAUGCGCAGGCAGAUGAAAGAUAUUCUCGGUCAGGAACAUGUACGAACAUACGAGGCAGUUGUUGCAAUGGUCAUAGAGUCUGCUGCCUUUUACUCUAUAGUCGGGAUCAUUUUCAUCAUCACGUUCGCCAUCCAUUCGAACAUUUCAAACCUCGUAUUUCUUGCCAUCAGCCACAUCCAGGGCAUUGCACAAUUGCUCAUCAUUAUUCGUGUGGCUCAAGGCCGUGCUUACUCUAGCGGUACAGUCCAUACGGGUAACGGCACCUCGUUAGAAUUCAACGGUGUCCGACGUUGUUCGCAGCACAGACU